Molecule: messenger RNA, 1020 nt
Organism: Effrenium voratum
Lineage: Eukaryota; Dinophyceae; Suessiales; Symbiodiniaceae
Source: the annotation of a GenBank genome assembly
AUGGCAUUGGUGGACUGGCUGAUACCGCCUUCUUUGAUCGCACUGGUGGUGCUGCUGGCAACCCAUGCCAGCGGUUUCCCGGGAUGCCUCGCCUACCUGCUGCUGUCAACACUCUGCAUUGCACUCUUUCAUGUGCGAUGGAUGCGCCACGGCAGCAUGAACCAAGAGGAGUUCGCCAAAGAAGAAGGGAGGCAGCGAGUGCUUUUCGGCCGCUUUUGCUGCCUGAUCGUCGCCGCCGUCCUGACAUGGAUCCCUUACGAUCUCUGGGGCAUUGCCACCUUUUGCCAGUUCACCUCGUGGACCUGGUUGAACAUGAACCUGUACUUUGCAGUGGCUCUCUUCCGCAGCUUUCGGCAAGGCAUGGGCAGCCUGGAGUACUCAAAGCCGCACCGAGCGACGCUGCUAUGGAUCACUGAGAUCAACGAGACAAAUGCCACAGAAUCCGAGUACCUAGAGCCUGACCCCAUGUACGAUUACUACGAUGAGCUGAUGAACACCAGCAAUACAAGCUACGAAGCUUAUCCAGUGAUGCGGCUGGAGAAGCGUGGUGGCUGGGGUGUUGGAGGUGACAAGCUCUGGGGCAGCGGCCGCGGUGUGGAGGACAUCAACAGUGGCAACGUUGGCUACUACAACGCGGGCAUGCGGGGUGCCCGGAACCGAUGUGGCGGCUCCAGUUGCGCGUUGAUCGUUAACCCCCCCGGUCACCGCAGCAUCGACAAGUUCCACAUCCACUUUGUGCAUUAUCACUCCUACGGAUCCAGCCUCAAGCACCGCCUGGAGAAGAAGGUCUGCGGCCGCAGCGGCUGGCAGAGAGGGGGCCUGCCCUGCCACGGCAAGGCCAUUUUCUCCUCGGGUUUCCCGGGAGUCUUCAGCCUGGCAAUGUCUGGGGGCGGCUUGCGACACGCCUCCGUGAUUGCCUGGCCCGCCUCCUGCGGCGGCAAGGGCACCAUCGUGCAGCUUGCAUAUGGAUGCUCCAUCGAGCACCAGAUCCGAGGCGACUACAACCCCGCAUACCGCUAG